This is a messenger RNA of Meloidogyne enterolobii, 755 nucleotides long. NCBI's taxonomy places the organism in Eukaryota, Metazoa, Nematoda, Chromadorea, Rhabditida, Meloidogynidae. The record is from the annotation of a GenBank genome assembly.
AUAUAAUAUCAACAUUCUUUAUAUAUUUUUUAAUUAUUUCCAAGCGUUUCAAAUCAUCUUCACGCGUUUCUCCCACAGUUUUUCCAUUGGGUAAAAUUUUAUUCAAAUCAUCUCCAAAACAUUUUUGGCAUGCGUGCCAAACACAUCCAUUUAUUUCAAUUGCCCUAUCUUCUGCUUCUAUGUACCCAUCAACCUUGUAUUUUUCAGCUACCACAUGUUCACCUCCUUCGGAAUGGGCACUUUGAAUUUGCACUCCUUUUGUCUCCUCGUACCAUUGCAAAUAUUUCAGGGCUAGUUCACUUUGGUUAUCACAAUUUUCAUAACCUUUUUCGGGUACAAUUGCCAAAUGAUCAGGUUUCAAAUGGUUUACCCGAAAAUGUCUCAUACAGGCCGACGCAAUAGUCAUUGCAUCACGUAAAAUAUCUAUUCCCUCUGCCUUUGUACCAGGAGCAGUAUUUUUCUGCUUGCUUAAUUCUGCGAAUUUAUUUUUGAAGGCAAUUAACGCUUCUGUGAGUAUUUGUACGUCAUUCGUACAAUAUUCAGCCAAGGCUUCAUCCAAACAAAAUUGCUGAUUUUUUUCUUUCUCAUACCAUUGAUCAAAUUCGUUUUGCUUUUCAGGUGACAUUCCUCCAUACAAAUAAUCAUCUUUUGGAGGUAGUUUUUGCAGGAUUCUUCCAUAAUUUUCGCGGAUAUUUGCCAGAUGAGGGAAAAAUUGUUUUUCAGUAACAAGAAGUCCAAAUGCGCCAACUAACUUC